UUUGCGCGGCUGCCGCAGGCCGGCCGGCUCGGUGGGAGCGGGCAGGAUGGCCGGCGUCGCCCUGUAUCUGGUCUCUACGCUGGGCGGCUACCUCCUCACCUCGGCGCUGCUGCUCAAAUGCCCGGGACUGCUGCACCGGCCCAAGCGGCAGCGCUUCCGCUGCCGGCACAUCUCCCACCGCGGCGGUGCUGGAGAGAACCUGGAAAACACAAUGGCAGCUUUUCGCCAUGCAGUUAAUGUGGGGACAGAUAUGUUGGAGCUAGACUGUCAUCUGACGAAAGACGAACAAGUAGUGGUAUCGCAUGACGAGAAUCUGAAGAGAGCAACUGGAGUUGAUGUCAGUAUAUCUGACCUCAAGUACUCGGAACUCCCACCAUAUCUCUGCAAAUUGGAUGUCACCUUUCAGAAAGAAUGCCACUGUGAGGGUGAAGACAAUCGCAUUCCACUGCUGAAGGAGGUGUUUGAGGCAUUUCCACAUAUUCCAGUCAACAUUGACAUCAAAGUGAACAACAAUGUGCUGAUUAAAAAGGUUUCAGAGUUGGUGAGCCAGUACAAAAGAGAACAUUUGACAGUGUGGGGCAAUGUCAAUUAUGAGAUUGUGGAGAAGUGUCAUAAAGAGAACGCUGAUAUUCCUAUCCUUUUCUGUUUGAAACGUGUCCUGCUUCUUGUUGGCUUGUUUUACACUGGUCUGCUGCCAUUCAUUCCCAUCAGGGAGGAAUUCUUAGAAAUUCCUAUGCCCUCAAUCAUCCUGAAGCUGAAAGAACCAGAGAAGAUGACGAGAAGCCAAAAAAUUGUCAUCUGGCUUGCUGAUAUAUUGUUAAUGAGGAAAGCGUUGUUUGAUCACCUCACUGCUCGAGGCAUUCAGGUGUAUAUUUGGGUACUGAAUGAAGAACAAGAAUAUAAGAGAGCAUUUGAUUUGGGAGCAACUGGAGUGAUGACAGACUAUCCAACAAAGCUCAAGGAGUUUUUACAUAAUUAUUCAGCAUAAGGGGGGAAAUCAAGCAAGACCCUACAAAGUGGACAGAGUGAACCAAGGAUUUCAUUCCUUCAUCAGAAUUUUUUAGCACUAUAUGGAUAAAUCACUUGCCCAAUGGUGAAAGAUAUAAUCAGCUGGGUUAUAUUACCUCAUUCUUAAAUCAUUACAUGAUGUAGAGAUUGUAUACAGUUUUAUUUAUUUAAAAUUUUAAUUGCAUAGUUUACAUUUGUAAAUAGAUUGUUUAGCAAGAGUACACUAUACUAAUGGUGAUGUAUAGAAAGAAGGCUGUGGAUAAGGGUACUUGUAAAUAAUAUGCAGUAUUUUACCGAUCACAACUGUCCAUACCCAUACAUCAAGAAAUAGCAUUUGGAAACUAUUCCAGUCCAAUGCUGUUGGGUAGAGAUUAAUAGCUGGCACUGCGUCAUUGUAUUUACAUCUCAUUGAUUGAGCUGGCUGUUGAUUUCCAGAUAAUCUGCAUUGAGGAAAAGAAACUAGCACACAGGAAAAGUAAGAAGUUGGAUCUGUGGAUAUCUGGACAGAUUACCCUGCAAAAUGUAGUCAGUAAAGGUAGUAGCUACAGUAAUGUAUUUUGACUAAAACUAAAUCCUUAGACCAACAUAGGUUUACUUAAUUGCUUUUAUUAAUGAGAAUGUUGGGGGUUAGUCUCCAGCUGUAAUUUGGGCCUCUUUUUGGUGUAAUAAUAUCAAGUUCAGUCAAUAAAUCAUAGUAUUUUUAGAAUCUAGCCCUUCUUUAUGGAAUUAUCAUAUUGUUAUGUUACUCUUUUUUUGUUAAGUUACUUAUUGUUGACAAGGGCUGCAAUUUUUUUGCCUAAAUCUGAAUUUAUAAACCAAUUUUACUGCUAUAAAAUUGAAAAAGGUAGUUGUUUCCAGACUUGUUGUAUAAAUUGCAUAUAUUUGUAUAUCUUCAUUAAUUAGUUUAGGUUAAACUUGAAAGGUGCUAAAGAUGAAAAAUCCGCAAAAGGAUUCAUUUCUCAGCUUUCUUUCAGUAUAACUAGAGAGGAUUUUUUAAAUAAUCCUUACCACAAUCAGAGCCCUGUAAUUCUGGAUGGAGGUACAGUAGGGCUAAUCUGGAAUGAGUAACAGAGCAAGUGUAGCUCACUUGGUAGAUAAUGCCCACGAUGCUGCCUUGGCAAUUCGUUAGCCAGUUUUCCAGAAAAGGAGGGUUGCGCUUACCAUUGACUGAGGAAAACAGAAUUCAGUUCUGUGUUUAAAAUAAUCUUUACAAAGGGAAAAUAAAUGUUUAGAUUUUUUUUUCUUUUUUCACUCCUGUAGUUCCAAAAGAGUUUGGAGAUAUUUUUAAAACUCAAUUCUGGCAUUCUGUUGAUGCCUAACGUGAGCCAAGGGCCUCUUGGGGAGGAAUGCUGGUAGCAGAGGAAUUCUGAGAUACUUUAAUCUCACUCUCUAUACCAAUUUUGUUGAAUAUAUCUGCAUAAAGACUUAGCACAGGAAUGAAUUGCUUGACUGAGAUGUUAACGCACAAUCUCCAUUGGGUAAUGGGUUGGAAAUCAUAUUUAAUGUGAGGAACCAAAGAUGAGACCUAAGAUUGGUCUAGGGACUUGGGAACAACAAAGAAAACAGCCAUUAAAAAUAAUUUACCAAGAAAGACAAAUAUACAUUUAAUGUGUAUUAUGAGCCACUGGGUCAGCACUUGUUGUGUAAAAGUCCUUUAAACAGAUUUACUUAAUUAUCCUGACUCUUCAAAAACAAAACAACCCCUCCCACACCACCAUUUUGCAAUACAUAUCUUGACAAUCAGAGUGGCAGUGGUUUGUAUUAGCUGUGUUCAUCUUUAAGGGGAUUUUUUUUCCUAACCAAAAAUAAUAAAUUCAAUAUGCAUGAAAUUUAGACAUGCGCACCGAUGAAAUAAUGUUACUAGGAAAAACCAGGAAAUCCAGAGUAUCAAGGGAAGGAGGUUGCCCUAGAAAUGCACACUCUCUCUUCCCGUUAUCACCAGCAGGAAUUGCAUGUGUAUGUCAAAGAAUGGAGCUGGUGAUUUCUUCUUGUGUGUUUUUGCAUUACUACUUUGGCAUUGUUGUUUUCAUAUAUUUUUGGAUGAUGUGGUCUGUAUGUAUGGAAUGAGCUGUAAAAGGCUCAGUAACUUAGUCAUUAGACAUGACUGGAACUAAACUACAAUAGUAUCUGCUCCUGACCUCUUUUGAGGGACUUCAGCUGUGAGAAUGUGACCUCGCUCAAUAAUAAGACCUAGUCAGAUGUAGUAGUAAUAUACUUACAAAUAUUUUAAUUAAGGAAUGACUUAAAAUAAGAAUUUUCUUCCUGCCUCCUUAAACUUGUACGGGGUAUCUUGAUUCCCUCCUUAGCCUCCCAACCCACAUCUUGUGCUCCAAAGCAGCAGUCUUGCAGCCUGUUACCUGUCCUAGUGCACAAGCAAGCCUGCUUUCUAAAGUAAAGUGUUAGAAUGUUAAGCUUGUCUGGAUGGAUGAACAUUCACAGGUGCACUAUAAUCACCCCAUGUAACAGCUACUACAUGUCAUCUGUAUUCUGAGGAAUAUUUUCCCUGAGUAGAUUGUAUGGAAGAAACCUCUUCUGAAGUUUUAAGUGAACCCACAUUAGAGAUUUGGGCAAAUAUGUAGCUAGGUUUAAAUAGACGUGGAUCUAAUUUUGUCUUAAUACAAUCAAUCUUAUGGCAUCUCAGUGAAAGAGAGCAAAAUAGAAGUCCUGUUCUAACAAUUCAGAUGAAAAAUAUGCAUUUUCAGUAACUUGUUAUAUGCUAAGCUUCUAGAUCUUUGUCCAGACCAGUUAAGCUUCAGCCAGAUAAAUGCAUGUGACCAUAUAGUUAUGGAUGUCUUGCUUUUUAGCAGCAAUGGAGAGCUGCAGAAUACUGUUUUGUUACAUAUGGGAAAUGAGCCACACCCGCCCUCCUUCUGAGCCUAUGCACUUGCUGCCUACUACAGUUUAAUUUCUGGGCAAGCCUGUAUUCACAGGAAAGUUGCCCCUGUCAUUAUUUUGCUAGAUCAGCCCAGUGUUUGGAUCUAGAUACAAGAUCCUGAAUGAUUUAUUUUUCCUUUUCUGGAGGCAUUGCUUCCAUGUUUACAACACACAUGCUCUGUUUUAAAAAAAAAAAAAAACUCAGUUGUUGGAGAAUAAUGACCUUUAUCACCUACACUUUAAAGCCAAAAGUUGUUUGAAAUUGGGGAAAGCUCUAAGCUUUGUAAAUGUGGCAUUCAUGGCUUUUAGAUUUCUCAGCUAUUUUCUCAUAGCAUGAGACUCAAAUUUCCACAUCCCAACGUGGAUGAACAGUUCUGCUUUAAUUACAACACUUCUGAACCCAAUAUAGAAUAAUAAAGUGAAAUGAUAGGAAAUUUCAUUUGUUAACAAAAUGUAGGUUCCAACAUUUCAGGGCUUCUUCAGCCCUCUUGUGACAAUUGAGUUCUUUUCAGAGGCUCAGCACACUCUGUGACCACUGAACUUCCCAAAUUUAAAUGCCUGCAAUGUUUGUAAAUGGCCUGUGUCUUGGUAAUCCAUAAAUCUGUUAUAGGUUAUCUGAAAUUUGUUGGCGCUGAGGAUUAGUGGAGGUCAGUUCUGGAAAAUAUGCGUAAUUCAUUCACUUCCACUUACUUCUGCUAAGAGCCAAAGUUUGAUUACCCUUAGCACACAGCAGACACCAGAAGACAUUGGCUGAAUGAUAUUUUGAACUGCUGUUGCACAGUACUUGUAAGACUGUGAUAUCCCGUUUAUGGCUAUAACAAAUCAUUUACUGAUCUAGCUAACUAUACAAGAACACAAAAAUGUUUGUUCUAUUAAACCAUUAUUUUGAAUACUCCGGAAAUCAGUGUAGACGUUUAAAUGCCAGAUUCUUGUACAGAAGAACAUGUGGUCAAGCCUUGCACUGUUGUCCAAGAGAAUGUGCUGUGUAUCAGUCCCUCUGUCGGGGCAGAGGGAGGGGAUGUUUUCAGGUACUUGUCAUUCUAAACAUUUGUUCAGUGCAUUCUUUCUUGUGACAGAGGUAUCUUAAGUAUGAAGUAUGCGGCAAAAUACUCCAUGCACUUUUAAUUUGAAGACAUUGUCCCAUGCCUCUCCUGCUGCUGGUGCAGAACUAUGAAGCAAUGUCUUUAGUUCUUUUUAAAGAUAGGUUAGGAUUUAUGAAAUGACACAUUAAAACAUGUUUGCUCAAAAAGAUCUAAUCUGAAUAAUUAUUCAUUCUAAUAUCCUUGCCUUUAAUAAAGACUGAUUUCUGGGAUCAUGUUACUAUACUCUUGAAAUGCAAUGAACAUCAGUGAUCUAGUGCUGCUCCUAGUCUGUGGGAGGGUUGUUCAGAUUGGGAGAUGACUCCUGUUGUGAACUUCAUAGAAAUCCUUGGGGAAACUGCAUUGGUUCCCUCGUUUAGUGGUGAUAGGUCUUGGAAUAGGUCCAGCGACGCACUGUGUGCUCUUAAUUGAAGGACCUGGGUUUGAACGUAUUCUCUGAAGUGGCCGCUGCAUGCUUGCAUUCAGACAGAUGUAAAUGCAAUAUAGCAGGUCACUGAUGCUAACCAAACUGGGAAAAGUCCGGCUGCAGAUACUGAACAUGGGUGAGUAGUAAUGUUUCACCCACUAAGCACUGCAUUAUAUGCUCAUCUCACUGCCUGUGUUUGUUCUCUUGGGACUGACUGUGCUUGACAGUGACUUCAAAACUCUGCUUCAGAAUCCAGUUAGUGGUGCUUCAUGAAUGUUUAAAGAAGGCUCUUCUGCAAAAGAGGCAGCAGAUGCUCCUAAAAUGACAGAUUGGUUUGAAUCUUGGUUAUUUAAAAUUCUUCAGACACACAUUGGUGGAAGGAGAGAGAUGAAUCUACAAAUUGUAAUAAACUCUUACAAUGUUAUCACAGAUAUUAAACUUAAUGUAGAUGGGGUUGUGUGAUUGUGUUAAGACAAGAAAGGCGAAGUGUGAAGAGCCCUUGUAUCUAACCACUAGUAGGAGGCAUUCCAAAACUUAGAGUGCAAAUGUGGCCCAGUUGGUUUGCCUUUUUUAAAAUCACCGUUAUUUUUCCAUGAUGGAGGAACUGUUUGUGUGACAAUUCUCUCUGGUUGUCUUGAAUUGUAAUAUUGGUUAGCACCAUCCAUCCAAGGGUAUUGAGCACCUUGCACAAUUAGGGCUAGAAUAUACACACUCCCUGGCUCUAGGUUUGAAGAGUAGAGAUUUAGAAUGAUCAUAGUCUGCUUCGGUGAAGGCUGCUGGCCUAAUGCAGGAAGACAUUAGAUCAGAGUUUGAGUCUUCAUCAUAAACUCAUUCAGAUUUUGUAACCACACAAAACUGGCACAUGAUUUGCAAGCAGAAAAAGUACCGAGGAAACAAACCAUGUAUUUGGGGAGGUUAAAGGUAGUGAGGGGCGGGCAGGGGGGAAUUUUUACAGAAGGGAAGUAGUAUGAAAACGAUAUUGGUCAGUUCUUAAGUUGGUCAUAAUCUGGGAGCAGCGGCUUUGGUAAAACUGCUUAAAGUGCAGUCCUCAGCAGCAGAGCUAGAUGUAAUAAAUAAAUUGCCAGGUCUGUGACUGACUCUCCUCCCACAUCCUGCCACUUUAAGCACUGGUUUUGCUUUUGAGUAUGUAUCUAACAAUUCAAAUGCAAGUUGGGAUGACAUGAGGAGUGCAUCAGUGGCUACAUAUAUUCUAAAUGUUCCUAGUCUGUCCAUCUCAGAUUGGCCAAGUAUACCUUCAGGUAUACAUGGAAGCAAAACAAAUGGGUGCAGGACAUGUUACAGAGGAACAUAAGAAUAUCUAUAUUGGCUUAGACCUGUGGUCCACCUACUUCAGUAUUCUGUCUCCAACAGCAGCCAUAUAAAAUUGAUUUAGGCAUCAAGAGGCAUUGGCAUUUCCAUUUGCCAAACUAGAUUAUGCCCUUUCAUACAGAAGACUUCCCCCACAUGCUAACUCAAACUAUUCUGACAUGUGCAAGCGUUGCACUGUAGUGUUGCACUGGGUUUAAGGUAGGUAAAACUGUUGUUUGGAAUGUCACUGAGCAAGAGGAAUGAGAGUGAUCGUCUGAGACAAUCACUACCCCUAGACAAGAAUCUAACCCGUUAGCCCAAUGGAAUAUGCCGGAAAGGGACUAUUUAUCCAAGAAACUGAAAUAGCAUCCGGUAUUAACUGUGGAUUAAGCAUUUUAAUGUUAACCAUGGUGGUAGUGCAUAUUAAGUGGGCUUAGUAAAUGGCUACAUCUGUGAACAUAUUGGACCUGAAUCUGAGAUGCACUGGGCAUAUGCAACUCCCAUUUAAGUUUGGCUGGUGCUCAGCACUUUCAGCGUGAGACCUAUUGUUUGUAUAAUAGCCCCUUUCUAGCGCUUAGUAAAAACAUGGUUGUAGAAAUUAUGGGGUUUAGGUUUUAAACUACAAUAACACAUCACUUUGCCUCACCACUGGCUAUAAGAAAUAUUUGUUUAUACCUUUUUUGUAUAGAAAUGUCACGCUGUGGCUGGUGAUUGAUCUAGAGCAGUGACUGAUAGGUUUAUCAGCAUUAGGCCAUAAUGUCACACAUUUGUAAAGUGACAUGCAGUCAUAGAAUAGGUCAGGCUUUCAAAACAAAGCAACAGGAGGAGCUCGUGUGUCAUGGUUGUUUGAGCAUCUGUUCUGACCUAUUUAUAUAUAUUAGGCUCAUUAAUCUAAACCAUAGAAUGUAGCAGUUUUGCGGAUGUGAAGGAUUUUGUAUGUAACCUUCUGGGGGAAAAAUGCAAUUUUCCCAUUCUCUAUGCACAUAAACUACUGUCUCUGAGGAUUUGGGUCCAACAGGCUGAAAACUAGAGCAGCUUUGUAAAAGUGACAUGACUGCCUAAAAAAAAAUUUAAAAAAAAAAAUUGGUUUCAUCUUAACUUUCUUCAUUUAACAUUUUCCAUUUGACUUGCACUGAAAUGAGAAGUUGAAGGUCACUGGAUAGUUUGAAACAUGAUCUUACAAUGUAGCUUCUGUAAACUGCUUUUAAUGUAUCCUCUGCAGAGAUACCUUUUUGUAACCUCUUUAGGAUACUUGGUCAAUUGCAACAGAUUUCCCUACUGGUGAUGAAUACUUCUCCUCACUCUAGUAAUAAAGAACUGUCCCAAAAUUAUGAUAAACGUAUUGAUACUCUCCAAGAUCUGCUCUUAGAGUAUGAACCUACCAAGUAAUAAGUUUAAAUGAUGCUUCUGAUUACAGCUAUCCCACUUUCAGGCACAAUUUCAAUAAAGAGAUUCUAUAUGUUUUCAGCAUAGCUCUAAAUUUGACCAAAGAAGGUCUUCAUUGGAGCAUGCUCAUGACCAUGCACUUUCUCCCAACUGGGGCAGCAGGUUCUAUAAGCCUCGAGAAUUACAAUUCCACCUGUUCCGAGGGUGAAAUCCUUUGAAUAACACUUGAGCUGUAGAUUUUAAGUUUUAAAAUCUUCCACUUCAGGUGAAAACUUAAGUUCUAGGACAGUAUGGGUGGCUAUUUGAGGGAUCAAAGCAUUCCGUAGCUUUUACGUGGCAGGCUGAUGGGAAGGAUAUUUACCCACUUGCUUUGGGGCAGCACUUUAUUUCAAUUUUAUUUCUUGCUGGAAAAUCUAACUGUGAAAUUGCUGGGGUAGGAGAGACUGAUGCACCACAUAUCUGGAGAGGAGGUGGAGUGUAUGGUCUUCCUAAUGUUGAAACCUUGAGGUUGAAUUUACCAUUUCAGAAGGGGUAACAAAUCCCAGAUUUGUAACAUAACCCUGCUCCUGAAAAGGCUGAAGAGUAUUCUAAGAAGUUUAGGCUAUAGUGCAUGCUUCCUUUGUGUAAUGCAAUACAGCUUGGCCUGCAGCUAUUUUUGAGCAUUACCACACUAUUCCCUUCUGUCAGCACCACUGUUGAUUACAACCUCUGGUACAUAAAAAAAACGUUUUGAAGCCAUUUCAGAUGAAUGGUAUUGAGUAAUGGAAAAUGUCAUUACAAAUGUAUAUUUGUGUGCUUAAAGGUAGCAUUUACUAAGAUAGAUAUUGUGCUGCAGGGUUGUAUCUGCUUAUUUUCAUGUAAUGUCAUGAAUUAAUUUUUAUAAAGCAAUGAUUGUGGUAGGCCAAUAAACAUAAAGGCCAUUUUUAAA
Messenger RNA from Malaclemys terrapin pileata, 9010 nucleotides. It is a transcript of the gene GDPD1, whose product is annotated as glycerophosphodiester phosphodiesterase domain containing 1. Lineage: Eukaryota; Metazoa; Chordata; Testudines; Emydidae. Gene Ontology annotation, molecular function: phosphoric diester hydrolase activity; phosphatidylcholine lysophospholipase A1 activity. The transcript is spliced from 10 exons. The record is from RefSeq and is a predicted model, not a curated record. Gene Ontology annotation, biological process: N-acylethanolamine metabolic process; glycerophospholipid catabolic process. Bases 47 to 988 code for a protein of 313 amino acids. Gene Ontology annotation, cellular component: endoplasmic reticulum membrane.